This is a messenger RNA of Caenorhabditis remanei, 285 nucleotides long. RefSeq lists its product as uncharacterized. Bases 1 to 285 code for a protein of 94 amino acids. Lineage: Eukaryota; Metazoa; Nematoda; Chromadorea; Rhabditida; Rhabditidae. The record is from RefSeq and is a predicted model, not a curated record. The transcript has a single exon.
AUGGUCUCGAGACAAUAUUUUUCACUCGGAUCGGCGUCCCACGAUCUGGUUAUGGAAAUGAUUAUCCAGGAUUCUUUUCAUCACGACCCGCUGAGGGAUCCUUUCCUCUACCAUAAUCAUCCGGACUCUCCUCCUCAUAAUCUGAGUCGAUUGGCACCGUUUGAUCUAAAAAUUCACAAAGAACCGUCUCGAGACUAUUUGGAGCCGGCGGCGGAAAUGCUUCAGAUGCUGGAUCCGAAUCCACCGAAUCCCGAUGAAUAUUUUCAAAUAGCUAACCGUUUAUGA